Molecule: messenger RNA, 2824 nt
Organism: Tarenaya hassleriana
Lineage: Eukaryota; Viridiplantae; Streptophyta; Magnoliopsida; Brassicales; Cleomaceae
Product: pre-mRNA-processing factor 39-like
Exons: 14
Coding region: 164-2560 (798 amino acids)
Biological process (GO): RNA processing; mRNA 5'-splice site recognition
Cellular component (GO): U1 snRNP; commitment complex; U2-type prespliceosome
Molecular function (GO): protein binding
Source: RefSeq, a predicted model, not a curated record
ACCGCCUUACGACUAACCCUACGGCUCUCUUCCUGUGACUGAGCAAAACCAAACCCUAAGGCGAAGAGCAGUUCGUGCGAGAACUUCCAGAAGCCCUGUUUUUCUGAGAACUUCGUCUUGCCGCAAUUUAUAUUUUACGGAUAGACGACUCUUUUCCGAAGUUAUGGGGGACAACGAAACCAUGGCCGCCGAGGCAUCUGGUGCUGUAAAUUAUACUUCUGCUGGGUAUAACUCUUCUCCAUAUGGAAAUUAUAGUGCUUCAGCUCCACCAGUGGAAUCUACCGAGCAAGAGAGCGCCAAUUCUGUACAUGAGAGCAAUGCAGCAAACAUUGGUUCAUCUCAAUCUGCAGAUAACAACUCUUUGGUUAAUGGGUCUGUUGUUGAAGGUGGCACCGCUAUGCCAGUUGAGAAUGGAAAUGCGACGGACAAUGAAGUUGCAACUGUUCCGGUGUCUGAGCAUGGAGAUGCUUCUGGACCAACUCUUUCACCGGAAGAGGAACGUCUAUGGAAUAUUGUCAGGGCGAAUUCCGCUGAGUUCAAUGCUUGGACUGCCCUUAUUGAAGAGACAGAGAAGGUAGCUCAGGACAAUAUAACAAAAAUCCGAAAAAUCUAUGAUGCGUUCCUAGCUGAAUUUCCUCUGUGUUAUGGCUACUGGAAAAAGUAUGCUGAUAACGAGGCUCGAGUGGGGGCAAUGGACAAAGUUGUGGAGGUUUAUGAAAGAGCAGUUCAGGGAGUGACAUAUUCAGUGGACAUUUGGCUGCAUUAUUGCAUUUUUGCCAUCAAUACAUAUGGAGACCCAGACACCAUCAGAAGACUUUUCGAACGAGGAUUGGCUUAUGUUGGAACUGAUUAUCUGUCCUCUCCCUUAUGGGACAAAUACAUCGAGUACGAGUACAUGCAGCAGGACUGGGGCCGGCUUGCCAUGAUAUAUACCAGAAUAUUGGAGAAUCCAAUUCAAAAUCUUGAUAGAUAUUUCAACAGCUUUAAGGAAUUAGCUGAAACACGGCCUUUGUCAGAGUUAAAGAGCGCUGAGGAAGCCGUUACUGGUACAGGUUCUACUGCCUCAGCUGGUGGUGAUACUACUGAAAGUGCGCAAUCUGAGUCUAUUGGAAAGGCAGAUGAAGGACAAUUUCAAGCUGAUGUUUCCACUGAAGAAUCUCCUAAACCAGCAAGUUCUGGCUCAACUGAUGUCGAGGAGUUGAAGAAGUAUGUCACCAUAAGAGAAGAGAUGUAUAAGAAAGCCAAAGAGUUCGAAUCUAAAAUCAUUGGCUUUGAAAUGGCUAUAAGGAGACCCUAUUUCCAUGCCCGUCCCCUCAAUGUGGCGGAACUGGAGAAUUGGCAUAACUAUCUGGAUUUCACAGAAAGGGAUGGUGAUUUAAAUAAGGUGGUCAAACUGUAUGAAAGAUGUGUGAUUGCGUGUGCAAAUUAUCCUGAAUAUUGGAUUCGAUAUGUAUUAAGCAUGGAAGCCAGUGGAAGUAUAGAUCUUGCAGAAAAUGCUCUUGCUCGAGCAACUCAAGUCUUCGUCAAGAGACAACCGGAGAUUCAUCUUUUUGCUGCUCGAUUUAAAGAGCAGAAUGAAGACAUUGCUGGUGCUAGAGCUGCUUAUCAACUUGUGCACUCUGAAAUUUCACCUGGACUCCUUGAAGCAAUAAUUAGACAUGCAAACAUGGAGCGUCGUCUAGGGAAUUUGGAUGAUGCUUUCUCUUUGUAUGAACAAGCAAUUGCUAUUGAAAAAGGGAAGGAACACUCUCCUAUACUGCCGAUGCAGUACGCUCAAUACUCGAGGUUUACCUACUUGGUUUCUGGAGAUGCUGAGAAAGCCAGGAAGAUUCUAGUUGAAGCACUUGACCACGUACAACCAUCAAAACCACUCCUGGAGGCUCUGAUUCAUUUUGAGACGAUUCAGCCGCCACCAAGGCAAAUUGAUUACUUACAGCCACUUGUCGAGAAGUUCAUAAUGCCAAAUACUGAUACUCAGAAUACUGCUAGUUCUGCUGAAAAGGAAGAGUUAUCUUCUAUUUAUAUAGAGUUUUUGGGCCUAUUUGGAGAUGUGAAGUCCCUAAAGAAGGCUGAAGACCAGCAUGCAAAACUCUUUUUACACCACAGGAGCACAUCAGAGCUGAAAAAGCGUAAUGCCGAAGAUUUUCUCUCUUCAGAUAGGACAAAAAUGGCAAGAAUUUAUGGUGGCACUCCGCCUGCUCAGUCAAUACCUGGUGCUUAUUCGAAUGCCCAGAAUCAGUGGGCCGGUAGCUAUGCUGCACAGCCUCAGACUUGGCCACCGGCACAAGCCCCUGUACAACCGCAGCCAUGGAACCCGGCCUAUGGCCAACAGGCUACAUAUGGUGCGUAUGGUGGUUAUCCUGCCGGUCAUGCUGCUCCACAGGCACCAACUUCGGUGCCACAAGCUGCUGCUUAUGGCGCAUAUCCUUCAACAUAUCCUGCUCAGACGUACCCGCCACAAAGUUACGCACCUCCAACCGUAGCCGCGGCACUGGUGGCGCCGGUUCAACAACCGGCUUCCGCUCCUCAGGCUUACUAUGGUGCUACUACUUACUACUGAGCCAGUCCGUGACAAUUCCGGUCACAAUCCGUUUACCGAUAUGCCUAAAUCUUUCCCCCCUGAGGCUUUAGCUUCUUCUUUGUUUCUUGUCUGAAUGUGUCACAUUUCUAUGUCUGUCUCUCUGUUCUGUGUAUCAGUGACUCGUGAUAUUAGUUUAGUUUAAAGAGUUUUUUUUUUGCAUUGUUUGAUUUGAUCCUGAAAGGGUUUAAUAUCGAGGUUGUACCAGAGAUCUUCUAUUUUAAUUAUUAUAAGCAAAUUAUAAAA